ACCGUUUAAGCCCUAAAACAUUUCCCACCAUUUGAAUCAUACCCGUUUCCGCCGCCGCCGCCACCAGUCAACAGCACAGGUCGUCACCGCCAUCCCCAACCUUCUCUCCGAGCCCUCAUCCAUCCGCGAGGUUAAUGUUGAUGGGUGUGAUUGAUAUAUACAACGCUUCCUCACUCCGAUUGACCAAUAUCAGCACCAGUCGCAGACCCAGUUGUGGAACUGAAGGGAACAAGAGGAGGGUGGUGGCUAUGGCUUCCACAACUCCUGUGCAGAAACAAGUCAAUGAGGCUCAACAGCGUUUGACCGGUGACUCGUUCAUUCGACCCCAUUUGAGGAAUUUAUCUCCUUAUCAGUCCAUUUUGCCAUUUGAGGUUUUGUCGGCCCAACUUGGAAGGAAGCCUGAGGACAUUGUCAAAUUAGAUGCAAAUGAAAACCCUUAUGGUCCUCCUCCGGAGGUUUUUGAAGCUUUGGGUGCACUGAAAUUCCCAUAUAUCUAUCCUGACCCUGAAAGCCGUCGGUUACGUGCUGCCCUUGCAAAGGAUUCAGGGCUUGAAUCUGAUUAUAUUCUUGUUGGGUGUGGUGCGGAUGAGCUCAUUGAUUUGAUUAUGAGAUGUGUGCUUGAUCCUGGUGACAAGAUUGUUGACUGCCCUCCAACAUUCACAAUGUAUGAAUUUGAUGCUGCAGUAAAUGGGGCUUCUGUCAUUAAAGUGCCAAGGAAGUCGGAUUUUAGCUUGGAUGUAGACGUCAUUUCAGAUGUUGUUGUACAGGAAAAACCUAAAUGCAUAUUCCUAACUUCUCCCAACAAUCCAGAUGGGAGUAUAAUCAGUGACGAGAUUCUCUUGAAAGUCCUUGAGCUUCCUGUACUGGUGGUGCUGGAUGAAGCAUAUAUUGAGUUUUCAGGACUUGAAUCACGGAUGCAGUGGGUGAAAAAGCAUGAGAAUCUAAUUGUACUUCGGACUUUUAGCAAACGAGCUGGCUUAGCUGGACUCCGCGUGGGAUAUGGAGCAUUUCCAUUGACCAUCAUUGAAUAUCUUUGGAGAGCAAAGCAACCAUAUAAUGUGUCUGUUACUGCU
Prunus avium (sweet cherry) is the source of this 1073-nucleotide messenger RNA. NCBI's taxonomy places the organism in Eukaryota, Viridiplantae, Streptophyta, Magnoliopsida, Rosales, Rosaceae. The record is from RefSeq and is a predicted model, not a curated record.